Molecule: messenger RNA, 1774 nt
Organism: Homarus americanus (American lobster)
Lineage: Eukaryota; Metazoa; Arthropoda; Malacostraca; Decapoda; Nephropidae
Gene: Tip60
Product: histone acetyltransferase Tip60-like
Exons: 12
Coding region: 69-1598 (509 amino acids)
Biological process (GO): regulation of DNA-templated transcription
Molecular function (GO): histone acetyltransferase activity
Source: RefSeq, a predicted model, not a curated record
AUGGUCAGUGCAAGUGGCGGCCUCACCUCACCUUGUCCCGAGUUGUUUUGUUUACAGUUUGAAAUUUAAUGAAGAAAAUGUCUGAAGAUUCCAAUUCCGCUAUACUGGAUUCUAUUUCCAGCGUGACGGAAGGAUGCCGCCUGCCAGUCCUAAUGAACAACGGAGAUGACUGGCGUAAGUCAGGAUGUUCAACUCUGGCAGAGAUCAUCAGCAUCAAGGACUCAGACAGCAAGAAGCAGUUUUAUGUUCACUAUAUUGAUUACAAUAAACGUCUGGAUGAGUGGGUGGAAGAAGAUCGUUUAGACACGAGGAAGAUCCAGUACCCUCGUCGGGACUUGGCCUCGGCCGCCACCACCGGCCUCAACACGCCUAAGAAGACUCUCACCGGUGCCACCAACUCCCGCCCGUCCUCGCCGGGAUUGACACCUGACCCAAUCACAGGCCCGUCAGUGUUAGCUGCCUUGCAGCAAAAACAGCAGAAGAACAGAAAGAGGAAGUUGGAUCACAGUGAGAGCAAGUCGCCGCCCGCACAGGAGGAGGAAGUGCGAAGACCAUCCAUCGGAAGUUCCAUUGGAAGUUCCAUCGGGGGGCUGGGAGACAUCGAGAUCCCUCCGUUACUAACACAACAACAGAGCCUACCGAGACAGACGGGCUCCCUCGCCACCCACUCCGACGACCAUGCCAUAACCCGCAUCAAGAACAUGAAGAUGAUCGAGCUGGGGAAAUAUCGAAUAAAACCGUGGUAUUUUUCCCCUUAUCCACAGGAAAUCACCAACCUGGACUGUAUCUACAUCUGUGAAUUCUGCCUGAAAUAUCGGAAGAGUCGGAAGUGCUUAGAGAGACACCUUCAAAAAUGUCCCUUCAAGCAUCCACCAGGCAACGAAAUUUACCGUAAGGGCUCUGUAUCAUUUUUUGAGCUUGACGGCCGAAAAAAUAAAUUAUACGCACAGAAUUUGUGCCUUUUAGCCAAGCUGUUUUUAGAUCACAAGACGUUAUACUACGACACCGAUCCUUUCCUCUUCUACGUGAUGACCGAAUACGACGCCCGGGGCUACCACAUAGUUGGUUACUUCUCUAAGGAGAAGGAAUCGUCCGAGGAUUACAACGUGGCGUGUAUAUUGACUCUACCGCCUUACCAACGCAAAGGUUAUGGUAAACUUCUCAUUGAAUUCAGUUACGAACUUUCAAAAUUUGAAGGCAAGACCGGAUCACCCGAGAAGCCACUCAGUGACUUGGGGCUGUUGUCGUAUAGAUCUUACUGGAAACAAACCAUUCUGGAAAUACUUAUAGCACUGAAACCUCAAGAAGGACAAGAAAAACCUCAGCUGACAAUCAAGUGCUCCUCUACUAACGAAAAAUCGGACUUGGGAACAAGCCUCGGUGAAAUCUGUGAACAGACGAGCAUCAAGAAGGAAGACGUUAUAUCGACACUCACCAACUUAGAAUUAAUUAACUACUACCGUGGACAGUACAUCCUGACGUUAAAUAAAGAUCUGGUCGAUAGUCAUAAAAAAAUUAUGGAGAAGAGAAAAAUUAGAAUCGACUCUAAAUAUUUGCACUGGACGCCCAAAGACUGGGCAAAGAGAGGCAAGUGGUGAAAUAUUUAGUUGUAGGAAAUACGUUAACGUGAAAUAUGUACAUAUUCCCGUAUGUAAUACACAUACUUAUUAUAUUUAUAUAUACAAUUUUAUUUAAUGCACUAUGUACAGUAUAUAUAAUUAUUCAUCAGUGAAACUGAUGUACAUUUUAUACAAAUAUAUGAAAAAGGACUUAA